Messenger RNA from Triplophysa rosa, 1236 nucleotides. RefSeq names its product linkage group 2 C9orf85 homolog (gene lg2h9orf85). The record is from RefSeq and is a predicted model, not a curated record. The transcript has 4 exons. The coding region runs from base 259 to 747 and encodes 162 amino acids. Lineage: Eukaryota; Metazoa; Chordata; Actinopteri; Cypriniformes; Nemacheilidae.
AUUAUUGUGGACGUAUAACGUUCAGUAAUUUUAACUUUAUCGAAUAAGAAUUAACUAUUAAAACCCCACAUUGGUUGACAUUGGCUAUGUUUUGCGAGGUUAGUCAUUUUCGUUGGAUUUUGACUAGCGCUAACCAAUUGCUGUUUACUUCCGCCAUUUCCGGGUUGCGUCAAUGGUCGUUGUAACGCGUGAAACCACGCGGUUUCCCAUUUAGGCGUUUAAAUCGGGUCACUAUUCCAUAAUUUAACACGUAUUGAAAUGAGUUCCCAAAAAGGAAACAUUUCCCGUUCGCGAGGACAAAAACACAAGAAUGCUACUGCCUUUAAAAACGACAAAUACGGUGCAAGCGUUCAAGUUAAGAAAGCCAAAGCAAAGGUUCAUGAUGGUCUCUGCCAGCAUUGCAAAGAUGUCAUGGAGUGGAAAGUCAAGUACAACAAAUACAAGCCCCUUACACAGCCACGAAAAUGUGUAAAGUGUCUUCAGAAAACUGUAAAGGAUGCCUACUAUAUCAUAUGUAAGCCAUGUGCACUUAAAUUGGAGCUUUGUGCCAAAUGUGGGAAGAAGGACGAGAUUGUCAUUCCACUUGACCAGAAGCCGGAAGAAGUAGAGGAGGACAGCAGCAGGCAAAAUAAAGGAAACGGGCAGGAAAAAACAGAUGAUGAUGAGGAGGAGAAGGAGGAGGAUGUUGAUGAAGAUUUUGACGACAUUGGCUGUGGCAAUAGUGAUACAGAGGCACAAGGAAAGUAAAGCUUCUGAAUGCAAUUAGAGCUAAGCACAAAAACAUUGUUUCUGAUUAAACCUGAGGCUGGUGCUUGGACAUGUUCACCUACUGUUAAUUAGGUGGAACCCCUGGAGAGAUUGUGUCUGUAGGUGUUGUUGUUGUUUUUUUAAACGCAUCAUCACGUGUUGUUGCAGAAACUAGAACAAUCAUCACAUGCCGCAAUAAGUCUUGGCUUUUAAAUCAGCUGAUCUUGUCAGCGCAAGCAUUUGGCAUGUACAUGAACUGUGGUUAUAAAUGAUUGCCUCUCUGUGUUUAUGAAGUGUCUAUGUUGUAUGAGUCUGCUGCCCCUUUUGCUUUUGAAAGUUUUUAUGGUAAUGUGAGAAAUAUAAAGCACAGCAGUGCUGUGGCAAUGAGUCCUUUUAAUGAACCUCAAACCAUUUUCAAAAAAGAUAAAUUAUGCUAAACAAAGUCUAAAAACAAGUUUGUUAUUAAAAACAACCAUUUGCAUAAUUCUA